This is a messenger RNA of Histoplasma mississippiense, 399 nucleotides long. RefSeq lists its product with no specific name. The record is from RefSeq and is a predicted model, not a curated record. The transcript has 2 exons. NCBI's taxonomy places the organism in Eukaryota, Fungi, Ascomycota, Eurotiomycetes, Onygenales, Ajellomycetaceae. The coding region runs from base 1 to 399 and encodes 132 amino acids.
AUGCCCCCUUUCAUCACAGAGUCAGACUCUGAAUCAGACAUGUUUACGGCCAUCAAUUCUGAAGAAGUUCGUCGAACGCGCCAGUCCUGUGCCCGUGCUGUGGAGAUUGCGGCUGCAAAGGCCAAAGAAAAGAACAAAGACAAGAUGAAGAAAACAAAUCUCUCCAAAGCUCAAGUGGCUGCAGAGAAGGAUGCUGCUGCUGCUAGCCCAUCUUACCCUCCUCCUGCAUCUCCCGCCUCCUCCUUCUCCGCCUCCUCCAUCUCCUUUUAUGUCUUCGCCUCUGCCGCUGCCGCCUCCCCUGCGACUGCAGAACAGGCCCCUGGACGCUGGACAGCUCUGACAGAAACCCUGCCAGCUAGGCCGACAGAAGAGAUGACUGCUCUCAUGAACAUGCCAUGA